This is a messenger RNA of Populus nigra (black poplar), 1406 nucleotides long. RefSeq names its product early nodulin-like protein 1. NCBI's taxonomy places the organism in Eukaryota, Viridiplantae, Streptophyta, Magnoliopsida, Malpighiales, Salicaceae. The record is from RefSeq and is a predicted model, not a curated record. The transcript is spliced from 2 exons. Gene Ontology annotation, cellular component: plasma membrane. The coding region runs from base 114 to 1247 and encodes 377 amino acids. Gene Ontology annotation, molecular function: electron transfer activity.
UCCAAAAAAAAACAAUCCCAAAAAUCUUUACCUUCCAUUUUUCCCUUCACUGUAUAUAUAUCUAUAGGGAAGGCAUACAGCAUUAGACUCGUUUUUCAAUAAUUCCUCUCAAAAUGGAGUCUCGAAGAUGUCUCUGCGUCUUGUGGGCUUUGCUUGCUGGCUACUUGUUCACUUCCUCUGCGGCCUAUAAUAACAGCUUCGAUGUGGGUGGCAGAGAUGGCUGGGUUACAAACCCCUCUGAGAGCUACAAUCACUGGGCUGAGAGAAAUCGAUUCCAAGUCAAUGACUCUCUUGUUUUCAAGUACAAUAAUGGGUCAGACUCUGUGCUGCUUGUGACGAAAGACGAUUACAACAGUUGCAAAACGAAGAAGCCUCUCAAGACCAUGGGUUCUGGUUCCUCUGUGUUUCAGUUCGACAAGUCUGGUCCCUACUUUUUCAUUAGUGGAAACGAAGAUAAUUGUCGAAAGGGGCAAAAACUGACCGUUGUAGUCCUUUCUGCUAAACCAAAACAAGCCCCUACGCCGGUGUCACAGCCCCCAGCUAUGUCCCCUAAAGCUCCAUCCCCGGGAGCGCAUAACAAUCCAUCUCCAGCGCCUUCAAAAUCUCCAUCACCAAGUGCAGAACCGCCAGCCUCGUCUCGAGGACCAUCAUUGUCACCUGUCUCCCCAGCACCAAUUUCCAAGACUCCAAGCGGUUCUCCUCUCGAGGCUCCAGGUCCAUCGCUAGUGCCUGUAAAGUCUUCACCGCCAAGCGCUGAUACACCGACAUUGGCUCCAUCACCAACUAGUAACGCUCCGACUGGGCCAGUUCCUGCAAAGUCUCCAUCACUGAGCGCUAGCUCACCAUACUUGGCUCCGUCACCGUUUAGCGAUGCUCCAACCGGGGCUCCAGGUCCAUCACCAGUGGCCAUGACACCACACAUAUCACUAGUGCCAUCAGGGUCACCAGCAUCGGCUCCAGGAUCAGAAAUCUCUCCAUCUCCUUUGACUAAUCCGCCUGCACCUUCACAAUCACCAGAAUCCCCAUCUCCAUUGGCUAGCGCUCCUGUUGUUUCUCCAAUCCCAGCAAAAUCUCCAUCUUCAUCAACUCCAACACCCAAGACAAGUUUUACGCCAGCACAUUCACCCAACUCCAAUGGGGCAGACCUUGCCCCUGCUCCUGCUGCUUCUUGCGUUGCAACUCCUUCAACUGUCAUGGUGAUUGUGGCUUCUUUUCUUAUUGGUUCUGUUAUUGGUGUCUGGCCUUGAAGAGAGAAUAAACUCAUCUGUGUUCCAAAGUUUUUUUAAGUUUUUGGGCUUAAUUAAGUUUUAUUGCAGAAAUUUAUUAGAACAUGGGUGGAUUUUAUUUUGAUAUAUAUGUAUGAUCAGUCCUACUAUAAUUUUGAUUCAUCUGGUAUUAUUUUGAUA